AUGGCGGUGUACUGCAAUGAAGUCCGCAAGCUUGAGGACAAGUUUGAUGGUCUGGACCUCAACCACGUUGCAAGACGCUUCAAUGAGACAGCUGACGAGCUGGCAAAGGCAGCGUCCGGCCGAAAGCCAGUCCCCAACGGUGUCUUUAUCAGCGACCAGUACAAGCCCUCGAUCCGCUACAAGGAGCUGGAAGAGGCCGGCAACGUGCCACCUGUCCCGGACUCGGGAGCCGACCCGCGAGAGGUUGGCAACAUGCCACUUGUCCUGGACUCAGAGGUCAAUCCCUCUGACCCCAAGGUCAUGGAAAUCGAGGCAAAUCCAGCAGAAGGGCCCGACCUCUCGCCUGACUGGAGAGCCCCGUACCUCAAUUACCUCCUCCACGAGUUGCUCCCGGCGGACAAGACAAAGGUGCGAAGAAUUGCCUGCCGCGCCAAAUCUUUCGUCAUCAUCGACUAG
This is a messenger RNA of Setaria italica (foxtail millet), 456 nucleotides long. RefSeq lists its product as uncharacterized. The record is from RefSeq and is a predicted model, not a curated record. Gene Ontology annotation, molecular function: nucleic acid binding. The transcript has a single exon. NCBI's taxonomy places the organism in Eukaryota, Viridiplantae, Streptophyta, Magnoliopsida, Poales, Poaceae. The coding region runs from base 1 to 456 and encodes 151 amino acids.